This is a messenger RNA of Nelumbo nucifera (sacred lotus), 3225 nucleotides long. The record is from RefSeq and is a predicted model, not a curated record. Lineage: Eukaryota; Viridiplantae; Streptophyta; Magnoliopsida; Proteales; Nelumbonaceae.
UAAAAUUUUGAAAAUUAAAGGUGGUGAACGAAGCUUUCUCUGUGUUUCUAUUUUACGGUGGCAGUGGCGGUGGUUAAUCAUUCAAUGGCUCUCUUUCAAAUUCCGGCGUGGGUAUAAAUGCAGAGCCUUUGUCAUUAAUCCUUUCUUUUCCCCUUCAUAGACCCAGGCCAUCUUUUCUCCUUCUCUCUUGCCAUUGUUCAGGAGCUCUUCUGAUCUCUUCUCCCUUUCGUGUUGUUUCUCCCACCAGACAUGGCAGUAUACAGAAGUUCUCUGAGCAAAAAAUAGGACUCUUUCAACACGGUCUGAAUUCAACAAAGUUUCAGUAAAGGCUUGAAUGGAGAGCAGAAUGCCAAAAGUAGCAGAGAAUCUUAAAUGGGGUUUUAAAUGGUUAGUUUUGAUCCUGAAAUCAAUCUUUUUGGUUGCUUCUUGACUCCUUCAAAUUACUUCUUUGCUCUGUCUUUGAGGCGGGUUUAUGCUGUUCGGUUCUUCCCUUGUGUAGUUUGGAAGUGGCAAUUUUGAUGAUAGCUUUGAAGAAAGAAGCAGUUUUACUUGUUUGGUCUCUGGUACAUAUCAAAAUAUUUGGUCUUGUCUUGUUGUUUUAUAUUUCUACUUCACCGUUUGAACUCUAUUCUCUUUCUUUUUAUUAUUUACUUGAGGUUGAUUUCAUCUGUUGUUUGAAAGUUUUAUAAUUUUCUUUUCUUUUGCUUUUAUGAUAGAUUGAGCGUAAAAACUCUGCAACUAUAGUGAACUUUGUUUUGGUUUCUGAGCUCUUGGUCCAAGUGGUUUUGUUUUCCUUGCUUUGUAUGCUGGGAGACUGAAGAGUUCUCUAUUUUGAUCUUUGACUCUCUUACAGUGUUUAUGUGCACCCGGAAUUGUUCUUCUUUUCCAGUUUUGGACUUCUUUUUCUUUGUUUAUUGUUAGUCCAAACCAGUUUUGGGGUCGGGAAAGAUUCUCUUCUUCUUGCAUCCUUUGCUGCACCUCUUGUCGAGGAUAGAUGGAUACGAGAGACAAAGAUAAAUUUGGGUUGGAGAAGAGUAGUGAUCCCGUGAACUAUCAUUCAUCUAACAUGUCUUCAGAUUGGAGAUUUGGUGGUGCCAAUCUCACAAAUCAGUCAAUGAGUUUAGUUCCUGCAGACAAUUCGAUUCCUGUUUGUAAAGGGAAUCUAAUGGGUUCCUCUGUUCCUAUGGUAAACUCAUUUUGCCCAACCAUUUGGGAUCACUCCAAUUCACAAAGCUUGGGUUUCUGUGACAAUAAUGUACAAACCACUUCCAACACGGUAGCCAUUAGGAAAGGGUUGCCUGGUUGUUCAAGCACGGUUUCUGAUAAAGUUCUAGACCUAGGCUGGAAUUCCAAAGGUGGGGUUUUCUUGCAGGGCAACCCUGGAAUCCUCCCCCAAAGCUUGUCUCAGUUUCCUGCCGAUUCUGAUUUCAUUGAGCGAGCUGCCCGGUUCUCAUGCUUGAACUUUAAUGAUUUGGUGAAUCCUUUAAACAUGCCCCAAUCCUUGAGUCCCUAUUCUAAAGGUGGAAUGGUCCAUGGACCAUUGGAGGAGCUCUCAGCUGGUAGGCUACACCCUGCAUUGGGUGCUCUAUCUCAGAACAAUGAACCUCACUUGCCUGAAGUUGCCAAAGAAAUCUCCCCAUCUGCUAAGCUUGGGGCCACUGAAGGGAGUUCGAUGAAGAAUGAGAGACAAACUGGGAACUUUGUAAGGCCUCCUCAUGAAGCAAAACAAGGAAUCGGUGUGUCUAGCCAUGAUUCUGAAGAAGCUGAGUUCAGCAGUGGUGGUGGUGGUGGUCGGGACGAUCCAUCUAUGUUGGAAAGUGCUGGUGGUGAACCUUCUUCUAGUAAGGGAAUUGGCAAGAAAAGGAAAAGAAGUGGUCAGGAUAAUGAGCUUGACCAGGUUAAAGGGGCCCAGCAACUACCUGGUGAGGCUGCAAAGGACAAUACUGAAACCAAUCAAAAGGUUGAACAAAAUCCAAUUUCAACCAAUGCAAAGCCUACUGGAAAACACAGUAAAGAUAACUCUCAGGCCUCGGAUGCACCAAAGGAAGAUUACAUUCAUGUCAGAGCACGGAGGGGCCAGGCAACAAACAGCCAUAGUCUUGCAGAAAGAGUAAGAAGGGAAAAGAUUAGUGAGAGGAUGAAGUUUCUUCAAGACCUUGUCCCUGGUUGCAGCAAGGUCACAGGGAAGGCACUCAUGCUGGAUGAAAUCAUUAACUAUGUACAAUCACUGCAACGUCAGGUGGAGUUUUUGUCAAUGAAGCUUGCAGCUGUUAAUCCACGGCUGGACUUCAACAUCGAAGGUCUCCUAGCAAAAGAUAUUCUUCAGUCACGAGGUGAUCCUUCUACAAUAGUUUUUUCUCCAGAUAUGGCCAUGGCUCAUCCCCAGUUACAUCCAUCUCAACAGGGAUUGGUCCAAGCUGGGAUUCCUAGCAUGGCAAACCCCCCGGAUGCACUUAGGAGGACAAUUAAUUCACAAUUGACUGCCAUGAAUGGAGGAUACAAAGAAACCACGCAGCUACCCAACCUCUGGGUUGAUGAUGAACUUCACAAUGUUGUCCAGAUGAGUUUAGGUUCCAGUGUUCCUUUCAACAGCCAAGAAUUAAAUGGUUCUUUGCCACCAGGACAUAUGAAAGUUGAGCUUUAAUUUCAGCUAAUUGUAUCUGGUACCACAUCCUUAUGCAUGUUCAAGGAGAUAAUGCUCACAAAAGCUUCCUCUUGGAAUCAAUUAUUAUGACAAAAAUAUACAUCCCACCAUUGUUCAACUGAAAGAAGACACAUCUGUUCCUCGCGAUACUACGAAUCCGAAGCCCGGGCUGAUGGUCCCUAGUUUGUUUGUAUAGCCAAGGGAGGAGAAUGCAACUCUACCUCCAAGGAUUAUGAAGUAUAUUAUACAGGUAUAAUUGUUCAUUUUAGUACUAUAUGCAAGAUAGAAAAUCCAUUGUACAAGGAGAUAAAAGGUUCUUGUCGUCCUCCCAAUGAAAAGGAUAUAUCUUGAUGUAGAGAGAGAGAGGGAGAGUGUGUGAGAAGCACAACGGGGUUCACUCACACCGGAUGAUCUUUUGUGAAUUUUGGGCAGCGUUUUGGGGGAAGAUCAGUUGCUUAGGUUUGGAUUUUGUUGUUGAAACUCAUGUUUGUGGUGCUUUUUCAGUUCUAAGUGGGAGGAAUUGGAAGUUGUAAGCUUUACUAUAUAUUAACAAAUGAAAUUACUUUUUUUUCAUUUCUCGA